AUGGAUUUCACUCAGUCUUAUCAAUUAACAAUACCGCAAACAGACUUACAGACAUAUCUUUAUCAUCUGCAAUCAAUACGGAUUAUAUUUCAUCUUCAUCAAAUAUUUGACAUUUUAAUAUAUAAUCAUAUUUCACAUGCAACUGAUGGUGCCACUAGUGAUUUUUAUCAUAGUUCAAAUUAUCUAUCCAAUGUUUGUCAUACUGAUGAAACAUCAACAGUAGGUUCACAUGAUAGUGUUAAUGGAUUUGAUUUAAAUAAUGAUGAUCAAGUGAUUCAUCUUGUUCCUAGUUUUGUUAAUAAAAUUUGUGUUGAAAGUGGUGUCAAUACAAUAUAA
Molecule: messenger RNA, 336 nt
Organism: Rotaria sp. Silwood2
Lineage: Eukaryota; Metazoa; Rotifera; Eurotatoria; Philodinida; Philodinidae
Source: the annotation of a GenBank genome assembly